Molecule: messenger RNA, 486 nt
Organism: Symbiodinium sp. CCMP2456
Lineage: Eukaryota; Dinophyceae; Suessiales; Symbiodiniaceae
Source: the annotation of a GenBank genome assembly
AUGGCCCUCGCCAAAUUCAGUGAGGAUUUGACCAGAGCGCUGAAGGAGCAAGGAACUCCAGUGGAAUCAGCAUUGGAUAGUCCUGAAGACACUCCUUGCCACCGGCUGACAGAAGAUGUUGGUUUUGACAUCUUUGCUCACUUCCGUGGACUGCGAACUGCCACAUCGGCUUGGUCGGGAACGCCAACAGGGUGUAGCGACCAAGAGCCCACGAAGGACGAUGAGAACGAGCCCUUGGAGAAUGAACGCCCGUCUUCGCAUUUCCUUUUCGGCGGCGCUUGUCUGCGGCCACACACAGAUGGUAGCUUGGGCGCCCGGUCUGUUGAGGAGCGAGUCGAGUCCGGCCGGCGCCUGCGCGAGCGAACGAGAGAGCCGAAGGAGCAGAAGCCAAGGGAGCCAGGGCAGUUUUCAGAAUCGCGGAAGCAUGUGACCUCCGAUGCGGCAUCGGCGCUAAUGCGCCGAGCAGCUGCAGCAGUCAAUGAGUAG